Hydra vulgaris (swiftwater hydra) is the source of this 725-nucleotide messenger RNA. RefSeq names its product histone H1.0-like. The record is from RefSeq and is a predicted model, not a curated record. Gene Ontology annotation, molecular function: double-stranded DNA binding; structural constituent of chromatin; nucleosomal DNA binding. NCBI's taxonomy places the organism in Eukaryota, Metazoa, Cnidaria, Hydrozoa, Anthoathecata, Hydridae. Gene Ontology annotation, biological process: nucleosome assembly; negative regulation of DNA recombination; chromosome condensation. Gene Ontology annotation, cellular component: nucleosome; nucleus.
UAUUAGAAAGAUGUCUCAACAUUUGUCACCAAAAAAGGUGGCAAAAAAAAAAGCGGUUAAAAAGCCUACACAUCAUGCUCCCUACAACGAUAUGAUUAUUGAUGCUAUUAAAUCGCUUAAAGAACGUAAAGGAUCUUCGCGGCAAGCAAUUACCAAGCAUGUCAAAGCUCACAACAAAGUUGGAGAAAACGUUGAUUUGCAAGUGAAGAUGAAUCUGAAGCGAAUGGUUGCUAACAAAACCUUGGUUCAAAUGAAAGGAACAGGCGCAUCUGGUUCAUUUAGAAUAGGUGCUAAAAAAGUGGUUAAAAAGCGACGGUCUAUAAGCAAAAAAACCAAGAGAAAGUCGCCCAAAAAAAAAUCAGCAUCUGCAAAAAAAUUAACACCUAAAAAGAAAACAAAGAAAACCAAGAAAAUUGUAAAAAAGAGCCCUAAAAAGAGAAGUUCUGCAAAAAAACAUCGAGAUAAAAAAGUUAAAAAAUCCCCUAAAAAAUUACCAAAAAAAUCACCAAAAAGAAAACUUGCAGUAUAACCGUUAAAACUUUAUGCAUUUUUAUUUGUCUGUUUAGUAAAAUAUUAUUUAAAACUGAGUAUGAUAUAUAAAACCGCAAUUUUUAAACAAGUCAUUUAAUAGACUUUGCAUUUUAUUGAAUUAUUUCAAUAAUUUCAUGUAAAUAUAUAUUGUUAUUAUAAUGUUGUAAAUAUUAUUUUAAAAAAACAAUAUUUGA